Paramormyrops kingsleyae is the source of this 1778-nucleotide messenger RNA. RefSeq lists its product as uncharacterized. Gene Ontology annotation, cellular component: nucleus. Gene Ontology annotation, molecular function: DNA-binding transcription factor activity, RNA polymerase II-specific. The record is from RefSeq and is a predicted model, not a curated record. Lineage: Eukaryota; Metazoa; Chordata; Actinopteri; Osteoglossiformes; Mormyridae. Gene Ontology annotation, biological process: regulation of transcription by RNA polymerase II.
GCACACAUUUUCAUAUGGGAAGUGCUUCCGGGUCAGCAGAGCUGUUAUUUAGGAGGACGAUCUAGGAUUUGUUUAAAAUUAAGACGAAAAGAAACUCAGGACAGAUUAAUUUACACCUGUUGCACAAACGAAGGAAACUAUGUCUGAAAACUUGCUGGAUUUUCAAUUUCAGCUCGGCAGUGUUAUGGAAGUUUUAGUCAAAUCGGUUAUGUGUGAAGCAACAAAACUUUUUGAAACGGGAGUCUUCCAGCUGAGGGCUGAAAUAGCUAUUAUUAAAGAAGAAAAUGAAAAUCUGAAAUCAAGUCUGAUGUCUAUGGGCGGCACGCGCCCGAGCUCGCGGGAGGAUGAUGGAGGCUGCCUCGGUCUCGAGAGCGUAAAUGGCGGAAAACAUAAAGAAACAUGCUCACCAAGGCCGUGUGGUGGUACCACAGCUCCGACUAGGGGGCUGGAGACUAUGCCCAUGAAGGAGGAGGUUCCCAGAAUAGAGUCUGUGCUUAUUAAACAAGAGGAGAGUGACCCUGAGGAGUGCAUGUCUGGCUUGUCUGUGGUCAGUAAGCAGCUAUGCGAAGUGCCAUCUAUCAACCGAGAUCCAGCCAAUGGAACGUCAAUGGACAAACCUUUAAUGGACGACUAUGAUGAUGGGGAAGACACACCAGCCACUGGAGGUAAAACACACGCUUGUACUGACACACAGGAGUUCUGUGAGAUUCAUAAGACCGAGUCCAGCAAUGAGCAAGACCUACAUGCAGCCCACCAGGCAAAAGCCCAGAAUAAUACCACAGAUAGUAAUAAAGAGAGAACCAGUGAGUUCUGGCCUGUGUGCAGUGAGGAGGAUAGUCAUGUGGCUAUCGAUGGGCAUCGGCUCACUUGGCUGAGUGACUCAGAUACACAGUUUGGCCCCUACACAGAAGAGGACGCCAGCUGUAAGACUCUCGGAAGCUUUUCGAGGGCUGACGAGGUCUUUGUGCAUUUUGUCCCGGCUGGAGGUGUGGCUGAGCUGUCGGCUGUGGGGGCUGACAAAGCAGUAAUGAUGGAACGUGACGUGGCCCAACGCAAACCACGGCAACGUCAUUUCCACAACCAGCGAGGUGUUGUAGCCCACCAGAGCAUUCAUACUGGAGAGAAGCCAUAUUCCUGUAUUCAGUGUGGGAAAGCGUGCGCCAGCUUGCAAGGGCUCAACAGACACAGUCAGGUCCAUUUGGGGAAGAGGCUGCACCAGUGCUCACAGUGCGGGAAACGCUUCGUGUAUCAGUUCAGUCUCACAAAGCACCAGCUGAUUCAUUCAAGUGAAAGGAUGCACACCUGCAAGUACUGUGACAAGACCUUCAUGUUCAAGUUGGAUCUGACCAUUCAUUUACGCAAGCACACGGGAGAGAUGCCGUAUGGCUGCAGAACCUGUGGGAGGCAGUUCAAGCACAAGAGGAUGCUGAACAUGCACCUGAAGGACCACUCUGGGGAGAAGAAGCACCUCUGUACUCACUGUGGCAAGAGCUUCCGGGACCGAGGCAAUUUCAAGAGGCACAAGCGAAUCCAUACUGGUGAGAAACCAUACACCUGCCAUCUGUGUGGUAGGUGCUUCACCCAGUCAGCGCAUCUCAAAAAACACUACUUCACACAUAGGUAGUGGACUUGGACGAAAAUUUCUGAUCUAUAUUAGAGCUGGGCGAUAUGGCCUAAAAAUAAAAUCUGAUUUUUUCAUAAAUUCGAUUUUAAUCGAUUUUCCCCUCCCAUACUCAAAAUCAAACUACAGAUGACAAAUAAAUGGUUAAAAACAAGUU